Orycteropus afer afer is the source of this 2035-nucleotide messenger RNA. RefSeq names its product CLPTM1 regulator of GABA type A receptor forward trafficking (gene CLPTM1). The record is from RefSeq and is a predicted model, not a curated record. NCBI's taxonomy places the organism in Eukaryota, Metazoa, Chordata, Mammalia, Tubulidentata, Orycteropodidae. Gene Ontology annotation, cellular component: membrane; endomembrane system.
GAGCUGGAAGAUGGCGGCGGCGCAGGAGGCGAACGGGGCCGGCAGCGCCGUGGUGGCGGCCGGGGGAGGCGGCUCCGGUCAGGUGACCAGCAAUGGCAGCAUCGGGAGGGACCCGCCAGCGGAGACCCAGCCCCAGAACCCGCCACCCCAGCCAGCACCCAACGCCUGGCAGGUCAUCAAGGGCGUGUUGUUCAGGAUCUUCAUCAUCUGGGCCAUCAGCAGCUGGUUCCGCCGAGGGCCGGCCCCUCAGGACCAGGCGGGCCCCGGAGGAGCCCCACGCGUCGCCAGCCGCAACCUGUUCCCCAAAGACACUUUAAUGAACCUGCACGUGUACAUCUCGGAGCACGAGCACUUUACAGACUUCAACGCCACGUCGGCCCUCUUCUGGGAGCAGCAGGACCUCGUGUACGGCGACUGGACAAGUGGCGAGAACUCAGACGGCUGCUACGAGCACUUUGCUGAGCUCGACAUCCCGCAGAGCGUCCAGCAGAACGGCUCCAUCUACAUCCACGUCUACUUCACCAAGAGUGGCUUCCACCCAGACCCCCGGCAGAAGGCCCUGUACCGCCGGCUCGCCACCGUCCACAUGUCCCGGAUGAUCAACAAAUACAAGCGCAGGAGAUUCCAGAAAACCAAGAACCUGUUGACGGGAGAGACAGAAGCAGACCCGGAAAUGAUCAAGAGGGCUGAGGACUACGGGCCUGUGGAGGUCAUCUCCCACUGGCACCCCAACAUCACCAUCAACAUCGUGGAUGACCACACGCCGUGGGUGAAAGGCAGUGUGCCCCCGCCCCUGGACCAGUACGUGAAGUUCGACGCAGUGAGCGGCGACUACUUCCCCAUCAUCUACUUCAACGACUACUGGAACCUGCAGAAGGACUACUACCCCAUCAACGAGAGCCUGGCCAGCCUGCCGCUGCGCGUCUCCUUCUGCCCGCUCUCCCUGUGGCGCUGGCAGCUCUACGCUGCCCAGAGCACCAAGUCGCCCUGGAACUUCCUGGGGGACGAGCUGUACGAGCAGUCGGACGAGGAGCAGGACUCGGUGAAGGUGGCCCUCCUGGAGACCAACCCCUACCUGCUGGCACUCACCAUCAUUGUGUCCAUCGUCCACAGCAUCUUUGAGUUCCUGGCCUUCAAGAAUGACAUCCAGUUCUGGAACAGCAGGCAGUCCCUGGAGGGCCUGUCCGUGCGCUCCGUCUUCUUCGGCGUGUUCCAGUCCCUCGUUGUCCUUCUCUACAUCCUGGACAACGAGACCAACUUCGUGGUGCAGGUCAGCGUCUUCAUCGGGGUCCUCAUCGACCUCUGGAAGAUCACCAAGGUCAUGGAUGUCCGGCUGGACCGGGAGCACAGGCUGGCAGGAAUCUUCCCCCGCCCGACCUUCAAGGACAAGUCCACGUACGUCGAAUCUUCGACCAAAGUGUAUGACGACAUGGCGUUCCGGUACCUGUCGUGGAUCCUCUUCCCCCUCCUGGGCUGCUACGCUGUCUACAGCCUCCUGUACCUGGAGCACAAGGGCUGGUACUCCUGGGUGCUUGGCAUGCUCUACGGCUUCCUGCUGACCUUCGGCUUCAUCACGAUGACACCCCAGCUCUUUAUCAACUACAAGCUCAAGUCCGUGGCCCACCUGCCCUGGCGCAUGCUCACCUACAAGGCUCUCAACACCUUUAUCGACGACCUGUUUGCCUUUGUCAUCAAGAUGCCCGUGAUGUACCGGAUAGGCUGCCUGCGGGAUGCUGCCCUCACCAUCCCUGGCUUCUCCAGCCCCACUCCCACCUUGGGCAAGGCCCGUCAGCUGGACCCGAGACCGCAGGACUUCCCCGUCACUUGCACUGCCACCACGCAGCUCAGGCGUCUCCUUGCUCUUUGUGGUCCCAACCCCAGCCUCCUCCCUGCUUUCCUGCCCCAGUCGCACCCCUCCUAUCCACCCCCCGUGGAGCAGCUCGAGAGGAUUGUGCAGCCCAAACCUGCCAUCCCCUCCCCUGCCCAGAGCUCGCCAUGGCUCCCCAGUAUCCUCGGUGGAAGAGCAGGCUUGUGA